UCGCUGCUGCAGCUGCACAUGAUCAUAGCAUGAUCGGGACAAACAUUUUUCAACAACACGAAGAUGUUUUAUGUUAGGAUUUGGGCAUCAUUCAGUGUUCUCCUGCUUUGUCAUGGUAGUGAGCUAUCAAGGAAGGAUACUGCGACAGAGAAGACUGAUAUGCGUUGGAGUACGGCAGCCUUGACCAAGCACCAAUGCGUUCACGAUACUCACAUGGCGCCGAACAUCUAGAGGUUGCAUAGAGUCAGGGAGGCCUCCUUGCUGGCAGGGUUUGGACAUCCACGAGGCAAAGAUUUGAGAAGGCGACGCCUCCAGCAGAUGGUCAAGAAUUCUCCUAUCCGCAUCACACCAGUGUAUGAUCUGAAAGGGAUGCACAGGGAGGAAGCAACGUUCGUCCAAAACCGACUUAUGGUUGCAGCAAUAAGGCAUCUACAGCAGCUUGUGCGAGUGAAGCACCCAGUGGAGGGCAAUCUCCUCUUCCCACGACUAUGCACUGAUUACCAGGAACUGGGCAAUAACAGUGGCUACGAGUGUGCAGCAUGGCUCACACAGUGCCUUGGAGCCAUCGUCCCGUACCAAGCACCCUCCAAUGAUGUGAGAAUCGAUCAAGCUUCGAGUAGUGGUGGUGGUUACAACGGUGGCUAUGGAGGAGGCUGUGGGGGCUAUGGAAAUUACCGGCGACCUUGGUAUUCACAGUCGAAUGAAAAGAACGAUAAGGUGGACAAGAUGUGGAGCUGGAUGGCUGAGGAGAUUGAAGAGAGGCAGCGAUUGAAGAAAGAGAAAGAAGAGGCUAAGAAGAAGGAGGAGGAUGAGAGGAGAAAGAAAGAGGCGGAAGARAAGCGACUGGCGGAGGUCAAGGACAAGGAUGAUUUCAAGGCUAGCAUAGGAAGGAUGGUGCAAGAGCAGAUGCGUACCGUGUGUGAAGAAGUAUUGGGAAGAAAGGAGCUGAAUUCUCUGCGUAUGGAUAACCAGCAUUUGAUACAAGACGUCAUCAAUUUAAAGGAGCAGGUAGGAGAACUUCUAAAAUUGACGAAACCGGUGGCGGGUGUGGCCGAUGCUACACUGACAGUAGCCAAGGAGAAGGGGAAAUCAAUCCACACUCCGACCGCUGRAGACUAURUCAAGUUGUCCGAGGCGUACAGGAGGAUGUGAGACGAGAAAGACCUGGCUGAGAGASAAGUUCAGGCACUAAAAGAAAGGAUMMAUAGGAWUGGGGCUGCUACAAGGACCCCAACGAGCAUCAAAAGGAAGAGAGUGUUGCGUAAGAGUGUUUCGCCGCCCUCCAAUUUGCGGAUCAGACKGAGCCAAGCAUCUAGUCCUGCUAAACAYAAGAGUGGAGAAAAGGGGUGCACUGGCGUGAAAUUUAUCAAACUGAAAGAUGAAACGCGAGAGGAUUUUAACAAACGAGUAUACGUCGA
This is a messenger RNA of Chara braunii, 1418 nucleotides long. Lineage: Eukaryota; Viridiplantae; Streptophyta; Charophyceae; Charales; Characeae. The record is from the annotation of a GenBank genome assembly.